Penicillium griseofulvum is the source of this 390-nucleotide messenger RNA. RefSeq lists its product as uncharacterized. The coding region runs from base 1 to 390 and encodes 129 amino acids. NCBI's taxonomy places the organism in Eukaryota, Fungi, Ascomycota, Eurotiomycetes, Eurotiales, Aspergillaceae. The transcript has 4 exons. The record is from RefSeq and is a predicted model, not a curated record.
AUGAAUACGAUUCGAUCUACCUGGAUGGGCUGGGGCACCCUUUGCCUUGCCGGUGGCGGAGCGUACUAUUUCGCGAAGAAAUCGAUCAAUGCCGACCGACAAACCCGAUUCGAAGCCGAAGUCAAGCGCAAGGCCCAACUGAAGCGGAUGGAGGAUGAGCAUAAGCGCCAAGCGCAGACGCAAAUCCCGGGCAACCCUAGCUCGAAACAAGCAAGCAUGGCACGAUUCCAGAACGCCCCCGACGACGCCGCAUCGCCUAGUCUCGAAGCUUCUCACGAUCCGGCGCCUACCCGGCAUGAACCCCUGACCGAAACCGACCGUGUGUCGGAGAAAGGGAAAUACGAAACGGCACAGCCGUACCGGCCUCCCAGUGGGAACCGGUUUAGCUGA